This is a messenger RNA of Yamadazyma jaroonii, 1464 nucleotides long. Lineage: Eukaryota; Fungi; Ascomycota; Pichiomycetes; Serinales; Debaryomycetaceae. The record is from the annotation of a GenBank genome assembly.
AUGGUGGUUGAUACAACUUAUUAUGAUUUAUUAGGACUUGCACCUGAUGCCACAUCAUUGGAGAUCAAGAAAGCUUAUAGGAAAGCAGCCAUCAGAUUACACCCUGAUAAAAACCCUGAUGACCCUGAAAGUGCAGCCAAAUUCCAAGAAGUUGGUGAAGCUUAUCAAGUUUUAAGUGAUGAAAGUUUAAGGGCUAAAUAUGAUAAAUUUGGUAAGACUGAAUCAAUGCCAACUGAGGGUUUUGAAGAUCCAAGUGAAUUCUUUUCUAUGAUAUUUGGUGGUGAAGCUUUUAAAGAUUGGAUUGGGGAAUUAUCAUUGCUUCAAGAAUUAUCUAAAUCAGCCGAAUUAUCAGGAUACGGAGACGAAGAAAAAAAGGACGACAAGGAUGAUAAGAAAGAUGAUAAGAAAGAUACAGGAGAACAAUCGGAAACUUCAUUUACUGCUACUACUCCACAAACUAAUGACUCCAAUGAACAUGCACCAUCCAAUGGCAAAUUAUACUUAGAACUGUCCGCAGAUGCUUCCAAAACAGAUUUAGAGAAACAAAAGCAAGAAGAGGCUAAACGUAAAGAAGAAUUGGAGAAGUUCGAAGAAGAAUGUAGAAUCAAGAAAGUUGAAAUGAGAAAGGAAUUACUUCAGAAAUUGGUUGAUAGGUUAUCAUUAUUCACAGAAACUGAUAUGGCUGAUGAUGUUGCUCAAUCCUUCAAAGCUAAAAUGAAAUAUGAAGCAGAAUCAUUGAAAAUGGAAAGUUUCGGUUUGGAAAUCUUACAUACUAUUGGUUCUAUUUAUAAGUUAAAGCUGAAAAUUUUAUUAAAAUCACAAACUUUCUUAGGUUUAGGUGGAUUGUGGUGGUCAGUCAAAGAUAAAGGUGGAGUUGUAAGAGACACAUUCAAUACCAUCACUAGUGCAUUGGAUGCUCAAUCAACCAUGCAAGAAUAUACAAAAAUGCAAGAAGAUAAUGAAUUCCAUGCGAAGAAAGAUGCUGAAGAAGAAGCUAAAAUUAAGGAAGAAACUAAGAAACAAGAAGAAGAAGUUAAUAAAAUAGAGCAAAAAUUAGAAGAAUUGAAAGUUGAUAAUGAAAAAGCUGAACAGGCUGAAAAGGCUGAAGGGUCCAAAGAAGAAAAGAUUCCGGAAAAGCAUAGUGACGAAGAAAUAGCAGAAAUGGAAAAAUAUUUAAUGGGUAAAGUUUUAGCUGCUGCAUGGUCAGGAUCUAAAUUUGAAAUCCAGCAAACCGUCAGAGCUGUAUGUGAUAGUUUAUUACAAGAUAAAGAUGUACCUUUAGAUAAGAGAAUAGCUAGAGCUAAAGGAUUAAAAUUGAUAGGUGAAGUGUUUACCUCUACUACUCGUACAGAGGAUGAGGCCGAAGAAGCUAGAGUUUUUGAAGAAUUGGUAGCUGAAGCAUCUAAGAAGAGACAAAAGAAGUCUAAGUCACAACCUCAAUCAGAACAACCCACUGAAACUUAA